AUGAACAUUAAAGAGGGUCAAGAGAUGGAGUUAUGUUUGAUGAUAAUAGAAUGUUGUUCUCAAGAAAGAACUUACGAAAAAUUUUUUGGACUUAUUGGUGAAAGACUUUCCAAAAUCAAUGCAAUAUGGGCAAAAACUUUUGAAAAAUGUUUUGUUGAAUGCUAUGAAACAAUCCAUCGUUAUGAGUCAAAUCGACUACGUAACGUUUCAAUGUUUUUUGCACACAUUCUAUCAACUGAUGCAAUUUCCUGGGAAGUCUUCCGAGUAAUAAGACUCACUGAAGAAGACACUACAUCCAGUUCAAGGAUCUUCAUUAAAAUAUUAUUUGAAGAACUAUCCUCUACAUUGGGUAUGGUCAAUUUAAAAAAUCGUUUAAAAAGUGACCCUGUUAUAUUAUCAGAUUGGACUCAAGGACUAUUUCCUAAAGAUAGUCCAAAAAACACUCGAUUUGCAAUCAAUUAUUUUACGUCUAUUAAAUUAGGUGCAUUAACAGAUGAUCUUAGAGAACAUUUGGCAGUAAGUAUAUUAAAAAUAGAUUUGGUUGUUUAA
This is a messenger RNA of Entrophospora sp. SA101, 549 nucleotides long. NCBI's taxonomy places the organism in Eukaryota, Fungi, Glomeromycota, Glomeromycetes, Entrophosporales, Entrophosporaceae. The record is from the annotation of a GenBank genome assembly.